AUGGGAUGGGCAACCACUGAGAACCCGUUCAGUAGCAUUCUGAGGACGCUCGAGAAACCUGCUGGUGGUGAGUUCGGAAAGUACUAUAGCUUGCCCGCACUCAACGAUCCUAGAAUCGUGUUGAUUUGUAAGUUAAGUUUGAAUCUGGAGAAGCUGGGAAUUGAUGGUGACAUUCAUGUGUUUGUCACUACAGAGAGACUUCCUUACUCUGUGAGGAUUCUUUUGGAAUCUGCAAUUCGUAAUUGUGAUGAGUUUCAAGUCAAGAGUCAUGACGUUGAAAAAAUUAUUGACUGGGAGAAUACCUCUCCCAAGCUGGUGGAGAUUCCGUUCAAGCCAGCUAGAGUGCUUCUGCAGGAUUUUACUGGGGUACCUGCAGUUGUUGAUCUUGCUUGCAUGCGAGAUGCAAUGAACACACUUGGUGGUGAUUCUAAUAAAAUUAACCCCUUGGUACCAGUGGAUCUUGUCAUUGAUCACUCUGUUCAGGUUGACGUGGCAAGAUCAGAAAAUGCUGUUCAGGCAAAUAUGGAACUUGAAUUCCAAAGAAACAAGGAAAGAUUUGGUUUCCUUAAAUGGGGUUCAAAUGCAUUCAAUAAUAUGCUCGUUGUUCCUCCUGGAUCAGGGAUAGUUCAUCAGGUUAAUUUAGAAUACCUUGGUAGAGUUGUGUUCAACACAAAUGGUUUGCUUUAUCCUGACAGUGUUGUUGGAACUGAUUCACACACAACUAUGAUAGAUGGCCUGGGGGUUGCUGGAUGGGGAGUUGGUGGAAUAGAAGCAGAAGCUGCAAUGCUUGGCCAGCCCAUGAGCAUGGUCCUACCAGGUGUUGUUGGGUUUAAAUUAUUAGGAAAACUACGAGAUGGUGUCACAGCCACUGACUUGGUGUUGACUGUUACUCAAAUGCUGAGAAAACAUGGGGUUGUUGGCAAGUUUGUGGAGUUUUAUGGGGAAGGCAUGAGUGAACUGUCUUUGGCAGAUCGUGCCACCAUAGCAAAUAUGUCUCCUGAGUAUGGUGCAACGAUGGGCUUCUUUCCUGUGGAUCAUGUCACUUUGCAAUAUUUGAGACUGACUGGCAGAAGUGAUGAGACUGUUUCUAUGGUAGAGUCCUAUUUACGAGCAAAUAAAAUGUUUGUGGAUUAUAGUGAGCCCCAAGUAGAGAGAGUGUACUCAUCGAAUUUGGAACUCAAUCUUGAGGAUGUAGAGUCCUGUGUCUCAGGUCCAAAAAGGCCUCAUGAUCGUGUCCCUUUGAAAGAAAUGAAGGCCGAUUGGCUUGCCUGCCUCAACAAUAAAGUUGGAUUUAAGGGUUUUGCUGUACCAGUAGAAUCUCAGAUUAAGGUUGCAGAUUUCACAUUCCAUGGGACACCAGCACAUCUUAGACAUGGUGAUGUUGUUAUAGCUGCUAUCACCAGCUGUACAAAUACUUCAAAUCCUAGCGUUAUGCUUGGAGCUGCAUUGGUUGCAAAGAAAGCUUGUGAAUUGGGUUUGCAGGUGAAGCCGUGGAUUAAAACAAGUCUUGCUCCAGGUUCUGGUGUUGUAACUAAGUAUUUGCAGAGAAGUGGCUUGCAGAAGUAUUUGAAUCAGCUAGGGUUUCAUAUAGUUGGGUACGGAUGCACUACUUGCAUUGGAAAUUCAGGGGAUAUUGAUGAAGCUGUAGCAUCUGCAAUUACUGAAAAUGAUAUAGUAGCUGCAGCUGUAUUAUCUGGAAAUAGAAACUUUGAGGGCCGGGUUCACCCAUUAACAAGAGCUAAUUAUCUUGCUUCUCCUCCUCUUGUUGUUGCAUAUGCCCUUGCUGGCACAGUGAACAUUGACUUUGACACUGAACCCAUUGGGAUAGGGAAUGAUGGAACCAAGAUCUUCUUCAAGGAUAUUUGGCCAUCCAGUGAAGAAAUAGCAAAUGUCGUACAGUCAAGUGUGCUGCCUGAUAUGUUUAAAGAUACAUACAAUGCAAUCACCCAAGGCAAUCCCAUGUGGAAUAAUUUAUCUGUUCCAUCGGGCACUCUUUAUGCUUGGGACCCUACCUCAACAUAUAUUCAUGAGCCACCUUAUUUUAAAAAUAUGACCAUGUCUCCCCCAGGCUCCCAUGGAGUAAGGGAUGCCUAUUGUUUACUCAACUUUGGAGACAGUAUUACAACUGAUCACAUCUCUCCAGCUGGCAGCAUACAUAAGGACAGUCCUGCAGCCAGAUACCUUAUAGAACGUGGAGUUGAUAGACGAGACUUCAACUCUUAUGGAAGCCGUCGUGGUAAUGAUGAGGUGAUGGCUCGAGGAACAUUUGCCAAUAUUCGCCUGGUCAACAAAUUUUUGAAUGGAGAAGUUGGACCUAAAACCAUUCACAUUCCUUCCGGGGAGAAGUUAUCAGUCUUUGAUGCAGCAGAGAGAUACAAGAGUGAGGGGCAUGAUAUGAUUAUCUUGGCCGGUGCUGAGUAUGGGAGUGGAAGUUCUCGAGAUUGGGCUGCAAAGGGGCCAAUGCUACUGGGUGUGAAAGCCGUCAUAGCAAAAAGUUUUGAAAGGAUUCACCGAAGUAAUUUGGUGGGAAUGGGUAUCAUUCCUCUGUGUUUUAAGCCUGGGGAGGAUGCUGAUUCUCUUGGAUUAACUGGCCAUGAACGUUACACCAUUGAUCUGCCAAGCAAUGUGAAUGAAAUAAGACCUGGUCAAGAUGUCACCGUGGUGACAGAUACCGGGAAGACAUUUGUAUCUACCCUGAGAUUUGAUACAGAGGUUGAACUAGCUUACUUCAACCAUGGAGGCAUCUUGCAAUAUGUCAUCAGAAACUUGAUUAAUGCUAAACAUUGA
Sphenostylis stenocarpa is the source of this 2787-nucleotide messenger RNA. Lineage: Eukaryota; Viridiplantae; Streptophyta; Magnoliopsida; Fabales; Fabaceae. The record is from the annotation of a GenBank genome assembly.